This is a messenger RNA of Helobdella robusta, 516 nucleotides long. RefSeq lists its product as hypothetical. The record is from RefSeq and is a predicted model, not a curated record. The coding region runs from base 1 to 516 and encodes 171 amino acids. The transcript has 5 exons. Lineage: Eukaryota; Metazoa; Annelida; Clitellata; Rhynchobdellida; Glossiphoniidae.
AUGAAUAGAAAACAAAACAAUCUUGAAAUUAAUAAGCUAAAAGUUGACGACAAAAUCAUCGAAGACCCAGAGGAAAUAAGUAUUCUUUUCAAUGAAUACUUCAUCAAUGUCACAGAGAAGCUAAUAUUUAAAAAUCUUCAUCCUCAUUGUCACACAAGUGAAUAUUAUCUCGAGAUGAAAAUACUCAACAUCAAAAACUUGUUCAUCUACCACGUUGCAACAUUCAUUUUUAGAUUUCUACCCAGAAUUAAAGUACUCUGCAUGAGUUUGAAACAUACUGGCCCAGGAGUAUGGGAGACGAUUCCACAAGAAAUUAAAGAUUGUAACACUUUGCAUCUUUUUAAAAAUAAACUGAAAAAUUUUUUAAUUACGAAAACCAGGCAACAAACUGCUACGCAACUAUUUACUAAGGAGGACAAAAACCACGCCAACGAAAAUGAAAAAUGGAUUGAAGAAUCGGAAGAGAAUGAAGUGGAGGAAUAUCAAAUGAACAAAAUUUUAGAGAUAAGAAGUUAA